Molecule: messenger RNA, 3074 nt
Organism: Macrobrachium nipponense
Lineage: Eukaryota; Metazoa; Arthropoda; Malacostraca; Decapoda; Palaemonidae
Gene: mtDNA-helicase
Product: mitochondrial DNA helicase-like
Exons: 12
Coding region: 192-2375 (727 amino acids)
Biological process (GO): mitochondrial DNA replication
Cellular component (GO): mitochondrion
Molecular function (GO): single-stranded DNA binding; ATP binding; 5'-3' DNA helicase activity
Source: RefSeq, a predicted model, not a curated record
GGAUCACUAAUAGGCAUAAGGAUGAGAAUCCCAAGGAAGACAUUACCUCUGGUUCGGAAGAAGAAACUCUGCCGGACGAUUGUGCGAUCUGCGAGAAGCAGGUAACAAAGAAUCAGUAUGGCAUCGCUUGUGAUUAUUGUGACAGCUGGUUUCACAACGGCUGCGUAAAAGUCAUGCCAUCAAUUGCAUAAAUGUGGAUGCUUAAGGUUUGGAACAGGAAAGCAUCUGUACCAGCAAAGAAUAUUUAUCUCCAAUACUGUCUCUCAAGAUGCCACAACUAUUCUAUAGCAAAUGGGAGUUAUUAUUACCACUGUGGCUCGAAUAUUUUACAUGAAAACAAAAUCCCUCGAGCAACAUUGCCAUGGGGAUUUCAAAAGUUUCAUAUCCCUCUGCUUAGAGUUGAUGCUGUUGCACAGAAGUCUUAUAAUGGCAUUCACAGGUACCAAUGUGCUUCAUAUUCCGCGUGUAUUAAUGGAAUUUUGAAUCAGAGCACAAAUUUUAGUAAUAGCCAUGUGAGUAAGAUCCCAUCUGUAAGCAUCCAUUCAAGUGUGUGUCGAAGAGAUAUUCCUGACUACUUAAAAGGAAUUAUCAGUGAAGUGGCAAGUGCAGAAGAUGAUCUUUUAAAUGAAAAUUUUGAAGAUGAAGUGGAAAAUGAUAUGGAAGACGAAAUUUUGGAGUUUUUGAAUUCUCACCUUUUGCUAUAUGAGGAAACUGAAUCUAGUUUUAUGUUACCAUGCCUUCUGUGUUCAGCUGAUGACCAGACAACUCGUUCUCAGGAAAUCAUCAUUGAUAAAAACUCAGGUUAUUUUGUUUGCCCCUGGUGCUGCCAGGCAGGACCAUGGGAAGAACUCAGACAUAAACUCGAUAAACGAGAAGAUACUAUUACCGCCCAUCAGUUAUCUACAUACCUUGAGUCUUGCUCUCCAAUUUCAGAAGUUGACUUUGAGCUGUUACAAAGAUCUCCAUUUCAGGCUGUGAGUUUGACCACUUUGGAAAAAUUUGGAGCAAGAUUAACUAGAGACGGAGCAAGAGUAGUUUUCCCCCUAAAGACAGAUAGUAAUAAAAUUGUAGGGUUUGAAAGUGUAUCACUUUUGCAUCCUGUUCCAAAGGUUGUACGUCGAUAUGUCGCUGGAGAAGCAAAACCAUUGUUCUUCAUGGACCAACACAAAAGUGCUCAAAGACUAGUUGUUGUUCCAAGUUGUUGUGAUGUACUGGCAUUAGCUGAGUACAAGAUUUCUGCUGUAUCCAUCCCUUAUAGUGAUAUGAGUACACUUUGUGACUUGUUAGCUACUUGCAAAGAAGUAAUUCUCUGGUUAGGCAUCGGCCCCCCUCCUCGACAGCUACUUCACUUCCUGAUUAGCUUACAGAUUCCAAGUUGGAUUGUCAGAUGUGAAGAGAAAGAUCUUCCAGUGCAUGUAAAAUCACAGAAAGAAGUGCAGGCUGCUUUGAAGAAUGUUGUACCUGUGUUGUCGGAAGCUACUACAACUUUCAUUGAACUAAAAGAUAAAAUUUAUUACAGACUAACUAAUAAAGAAGAGACAUCUGGUGUGCAAUGGAAAAGAUUUUCAGAACUAAAUUCUAUCUUGUUGGGACAUCGACUUGGAGAAAUGACAGUAUUGACUGGACCAACUGGCUCUGGCAAAACAACACUUAUGGCAGAAUAUUCUUUAGAUCUCUGCUCUCAGGGGGUUGUGACUUUAUGGGGCAGCUUUGAAGUUAGUGUGAUUCGUCUCUGUGAAAUUAUGCUUCAGCAGUACUCAGGAAUGUCUUUGCCAGUUGAUUUAGUUGAAUUUAAUGCAAUAGCUUCCAAGUUCUCAAAUCUCCCUCUUCAUUUCUUAACAUACCAUGGUCAACAAACAACUACAUCUGUGUUGAAGGCCAUGACAGAAGCUGUACAAGUAUGGGGAGUUCAGCAUGUCAUCAUUGAUAAUUUGCAGUUCAUGCUUGGUACUGCAGAACGAUCUAUAGACAGAUGGUGGGAACAAGAUAAAGCUGUGGCAGCCUUCCGAAGAUUUGCUACUGCAAAUAAUUGUCAUGUUACUCUUAUUGUGCAUCCUAAAAAGGUACCUGAAGGUCAGUUACUCAGCAUAGAUAGUAUUUUUGGGGGGGCUAAAGUGGCACAAGAAGCAGACAACAUUCUCAUUUUACAGGUCAAAGAAACUGGCACUGUAAAUCAAAGUAAAAAGGCACUUCAGGUGGUGAAAAAUCGUUAUGGAGGCUACUUGGGUGUUUUACCAUUGAAGUUCCAUAGGGAAUCUCUAACUUUGUCAUCUCACUUCACUCCCAAGGGUCGAAGUAAUGAUAAAUCUAACCAGAACAAAAGAAAAGCUGGGUCAGCUAAAAGAGUUAAAGGGAUAAAUGCUUUUAUGCAAUAAUGUGUGCAAGUAAGCCAACCAUUAAGUGUUUAUCCAGCAUUAGGUUUGGUUUGUUAUUCCAUGUGAUUUUGUCUACAAAGAAUGUAACAUGUGAAACCAGUUGCUAUAUUUUCUAGUCCCCAUUUCUUGUUUUGCCGUCCAACUUUUCUAUAAAUUAUAGAUCCUUGUACUUGAUUUCCUUUAUUUUCUGGAUCUCACUCUAUCUUGCUGUCAAAACACUCCAACUCUGUCAUUGUUUUUAGUGUGGCCAAACAUGCUCCAGAGCUUAGCAUGGCAGCCUAAACCUCACAAAUGUAUUUCAUGGUUUGUAACCGUUUUCCUCUCAUGCACUGAUCAUUGGCAUUCCCUCCAUGGGUGCAUAACUUUUUGUUUUCUUCAAGAAAAGGAUUAUCUCAUUUGCAGGAUCACAGUGGAUUCAGUAUACCCUUGAGACCUGAGAUGGAAUACUGAACAGUGGUUGGCUGAUCAAGAGUAAAAAUGCAUUCUUGUCAGUAUUCAAGAUGAAAAUAUUGGGUUUUCAGUGAAUUUGGAAUUGUUCUAAUUUAUAUCAUGUAUACUAUACAUAAUGUAAAUGUUAGUGCAAACAUACAUAAUACUGUAUGUAUGUAGUAUUUAGAUUUAAUGUACAUAAUAGUUAAAUAAGCAUGUUUGAGGCUUUUGUAAAUUACUUUGUACAUUUUUAAUAAACUGGAAAAACUA